AUGGCUCCCAUAACAAAAGAAUGCGACUACCUCGUCAUUGGUGGCGGUAGCGGUGGUCUGGCGUCGGCACGCAGAGCCAGCGGCUAUUACGGCGCAAAGACUAUCGCGGUAGAGAGCAAGCGUCUGGGAGGAACUUGUGUCAAUGUUGGAUGUGUGCCAAAGAAGGUUACCUUCAAUGCUGCCAUGAUCGCAGAGGCUAUCCACGACUCGAAAGCGUACGGAUUCUCCGUCAAUCAGUCUGCGCCUUUCGACUGGCCGAGCUUCAAGAAGAAGAGGGAUGCGUAUAUUCUGCGCCUGAAUGGAAUCUACGAGAAGAAUUUGAGCAAUGACAAGGUUGAAUAUAUCCAUGGACGGGCACACUUGACUGGCAAGAACGAGGCGGAGAUUGUGCUGGACGAUGGUACCAAGCAGACUGUUCGGGCAAAGAAGAUCCUGCUGGCGGUUGGUGGACAUCCCACAAUCCCCCAAGGAAUCCCAGGUUCGGAAUACGGAGUCAACAGUGAUGGCUUCUUCGAUAUCGCAGAGCAGCCUAAGAAGGUCGCUUUAGUAGGCGCGGGAUAUAUUGCCGUGGAGUUUGCUGGCAUGUUCAACGCUCUGGGCACGGAAACACAUCUUUUCAUUCGACAUGAUAAAUUCCUGCGAUCAUUCGACCCUAUUGUUCAAGAUACCGUCACAGCAGAGUACGAGAGGCUCGGUGUUCACCUCCACAAGAACUCCAGCCAGAGCAAGGUAGAGAAGGACGAGACGAGCGGUAAGCUCACGCUCCACUACAAGGACGCCAACGGAGAGGGCAAGCUCGAGGGUCUCGACGCUCUCAUCUGGGCCAUCGGCCGCUCCCCUGAAGUCGAGGAUCUCGGCCUCGAAAAGGCAGGCGUCAAGCAAAACGACAAGAAGCAGAUCAUUGCUGACGAAUACCAAAAUACUAAUGUCGAUAACAUCUACUCCCUCGGCGACGUCGUUGGUAAGGUCGAGCUGACACCCGUCGCCAUCGCCGCUGGCCGCAAACUCGCUGAUCGCCUCUUCGGACCCGAGAAAUUCAAGACUUCCAAGCUAGACUACGACCUCAUACCCUCCGUCGUGUUCGCACACCCUGAAAUUGGAAGUAUCGGCCUCACAGAGCCGCAAGCCGUGGAGAAGUACGGCAAGGAGAACCUCAAGAUCUACAAUACCAGCUUCACGGCGAUGUACUACGCAAUGAUGGAGCAGGAUCAGAAGGGACCGACGAAGUACAAGCUCAUCUGCCAGGGACCGGAUGAGAAGGUCGUGGGUCUGCACAUUCUGGGACUGGGCAGCGGAGAGAUGCUGCAGGGUUUCGGGGUGGCGGUAAAGAUGGGGGCGACUAAGGCGGACUUUGAUAGCUGUGUGGCUAUCCACCCGACGAGUGCCGAGGAGCUGGUAACGCUGAAGUAG
Messenger RNA from Drepanopeziza brunnea f. sp. 'multigermtubi' MB_m1, 1410 nucleotides. RefSeq lists its product as uncharacterized. NCBI's taxonomy places the organism in Eukaryota, Fungi, Ascomycota, Leotiomycetes, Helotiales, Drepanopezizaceae. Gene Ontology annotation, cellular component: cytosol; mitochondrion. The record is from RefSeq and is a predicted model, not a curated record. Gene Ontology annotation, biological process: cell redox homeostasis; glutathione metabolic process; cellular response to oxidative stress. Gene Ontology annotation, molecular function: NADP binding; flavin adenine dinucleotide binding; glutathione-disulfide reductase (NADPH) activity.